Molecule: messenger RNA, 891 nt
Organism: Coturnix japonica (Japanese quail)
Lineage: Eukaryota; Metazoa; Chordata; Aves; Galliformes; Phasianidae
Source: RefSeq, a predicted model, not a curated record
GCACGCCAUCAACAGUACAUACAAGGCCAUCAUCCUGGCUGUGGACAAUGGGGUGCCGGAUAGCACCGGUACGGGGACGCUGCUGCUGCUCCUCCAGGAUGUGAAUGACAACGGGCCCACCCCAGAGCCACGGUCCUUUGAGAUCUGCAGCCGGCAGCCUGAGAAGCAGGUGCUGAGCAUUGUCGACAAGGACCUGCCCCCACAUACCUACCCCUUCACAGUAGCACUGGAGCAUGGUUCCAGCCAGAACUGGACUGUCAGUAUAAUAAGCCAAGAUGAGCUGGCCGUGGGCCUGAAAAAGGAGCUGGAGCCGGGCGAGUACAACAUCUUCAUGAAGCUGACGGACGGCCAGGGCAAGGCGCAGACAACACUGGUGAAAGCCCAGGUGUGUGAGUGUGAAUGGACAGCCGAGAACGAGCGGAGGUGCAUCGUCGGUGGGACCGGUACGACCGAGGCUCCAGACAAGCCCGAGCUGCUGAACGGUUCCCUCACCACCCACGUGCUGAACACAGCCACAGGGCUGCCCGCUGCCGGCCUCGCUCUGCGCCUGGCACAGCUGGGGGGGCCGGGAGGACAGUGGAUGGAGCUGGCACAGAGGAGGACAGAUGCAGAUGGGCGCUGUUUGCCCCUCCUGCCCCCUGGACAGGCUGAGGCUGGCACCUAUAAACUGCACUUCGAGACGGCGGCUUACUGGCAGGGCCUGGGGUACACCAGCUUCUACCCCUUCGUGGAGGUCGUCUUCACCAUCACUGACCCAGCCCAGAAGCUGCACGUCCCACUGCUGAUCAGCCCCUACUCCUACACAACGUACCGGGGCAGUUAGGGCAAGGCACAUCCUCACUCCAGUGCCACGGGGAAUCUGACUGAUACUAUUAAAGGACUCAAACAGCA